Messenger RNA from Morchella importuna, 3051 nucleotides. RefSeq lists its product as uncharacterized. The transcript is spliced from 2 exons. The record is from RefSeq and is a predicted model, not a curated record. NCBI's taxonomy places the organism in Eukaryota, Fungi, Ascomycota, Pezizomycetes, Pezizales, Morchellaceae. Bases 1 to 3051 code for a protein of 1016 amino acids.
AUGUCUGACUACGUUGAAAACAAACCUGUCUGCAUGUUCAUGUUCCCGGCACGUCCUUGGCGCCGUGGUUCCAGGACUUUCAACGCCGUAGUUCAAAGGGUUGCCGACAAUCUUGCGGGGGUUGUCGUGAGUCCAAUUACCGACCAAAGCGGAGCAUCAAUUUCCGGUCGCCGAGCCCAAGCUGGCAGCGAAAUCGCGAGUGGUUCCCAAAACACCGCAUCCCAAAGCGCUACAUCUCAAAGCACUGCAUCUCAAAGCACUGCAUCUCAAAGCACUGCAUCUCAAAAUAUCGCAUCCGGAUGUGAAAUCUCCCCUGAUGAGGGAAUGGAUGCUGAUGACGAAAGAGAAGAGAAUAAUGAAGUGGACGAUGACGAUGAUAUAUAUGAGAAUGAGUAUUUUUUUACCCUCAAUGAAGUCGUUGACCAGAUCUCCCAAGAUGAUGGUGGUGAGGGCAAAAAUAAAGAGGAUGAAUAUGAGAGUGAAAAUGAAGCCGAAGAUAAAGAUGGGAUCGAAGAUAAAGACGAGGGUGUGGGUGGUGAUGAAAGUGAAGGCGAGAGUGAGAAUGAUGGGGAGUAUGAGGAUGAGGAUGAGGAUGAGGAUGAGUAUGAGUAUGAGUAUGAGUAUGAGUAUGAGUAUGAGUAUGAGUAUGAGUAUGAGUAUGAGUAUGAGAUUGAGGAUGAAGACGAGAGUGAGAGCGAGAGCGGAAAUGAGAACAAAUAUAAGGAUGAGGAUGAGGACGAUGGUCUAGACCUGGAUGAGUAUGAGCGCGAUUAUAGGCGUGAGUGUGGGACUGAUAAUUGGGAUGAGGAUGAUGAAAUGCUUGACGACGAAGAAGUCGAGGAAUGGGAAAACUUCCUCAAGGAAACCGAUGGUGAUGAGGAGAAGAGCAAAGAUUCGAAUAAGAGCUCGGAUUCCGAUGGAAGUUCAGAUACCGAUGAAAGUUCAGAUUCCGGUGAAAAUUCAGAUCCCGAAGAUAGUUCAGACUCCGAUAAAAGCUCAGACUCCGAUAAAAGCUUAGACUUCGAUAGAAGCUUGGAUUCUGAUAAAAGCUCAGAUCCCGAAGACGGUUCAGACUCCGAUAAAAACUCGGAUUCCGAUAGAAACUCGGAUUCCGGUGAAAGUUCAGAUUCCGAAGACAGUUCGGAUUCCGAUAAAAGCUCGGAUUCCGAUUCCGAUUCUGACUCUGACUCCGAUUCCGAUUCCGAUUCCGAUUCCGAUUCCGAUUCCGAUUCCGAUUCCGAUUCCGAUGAAUCCUAUGACGAGCCCGCACCGCCGCCGCCAUCACCUUCGCAAUCACCUUCACAAUCACCUUCACCGCCGCCGUCACCGCCGCCGUCACCCGGCCCGGACUUUCCUUGUCCUUGCCCGUUUUACCGGCCAUUCGUCAACCACGCCGAGUGGCGGUAUGUCGUGUCCUACAUCGAGGGCCGAUAUGACUCUAGCACCAUCGAUAUGUACAUCAGGCAUGGAAAGCUCAGCUUCUGCUGUGCAAACGAGAUGUAUGAGAUGCUGGCACAGAUCGAUCUCUCAAAAAUACCUCCACCACAUGGGAUCGAGAUGUGGAAGAUGGUGCUGUUGCAGGCGAAGUUGAGGAUGGCAUUGAGGAAUGGUGUGCCUGUCGAUGAGGAAUUUGUGAAGACCGCCUUCUUGGAGAUCGAUAAUGCUACGGAUGCCGAUAUCCAAGCAUGGUCCGUUACUGUCGACGUUGAUAUCGAGCUGCCAAAUCUUCCUGAUGAUGACGAUGGUGUUUGGCCCGGCCUUAUUGACACUGAGCCUUCCGGCUCCGGUUCUGAUGGAGCUGAGUCUUCCGACUCCGGUUCUGGUGAUGAUGAACGUCUCAAUCCCAAUCCUGAUGAAGCUCAACCUUCCGACUCCGACUCCGACUCCGAUUCCGAUGUAGCUGAACAGAUCGGCUCCGAGUAUUGUACAGUCGAGCACCCUGACUCCGAUUGUGAUAUCAGGUCACUCGGUUCUACUCAAGAGAGCGGAAGUCUUUGCGGCGAUGAUGAGCCCAUCAACUUCGAUGAUGAUAGUGACUUCAACGACGUGAACGGAGAUCACGGAAGUCUCGAUGUCCAGUACCCUAGCUCUGAUUCUCGGAGUGAGUGGAGUGAAAACCUCGACUUCACCGAUGAUGGCGAGAUUCGUGUUGACUAUUGGAGCUAUAUCGGUAAUGGCUACUGGAUAAACCCCUUUGGCGAGGCCAUUUACUGGGUGACUCCCUUCGAGGAUUGCGGUUGUAUGGGCCCGUGUCCCGUUGCCGGGGAGGGCUACUGGACAAGCCUCUUCGUAGGGUAUGGCAUCUGGGGCAACCCCUUCGUGCACAGUACCUGGAUUAAUCCCGAUGACCGCGUUGGUUACUGGGUCGGUGCAUGGAACGACAACGGCGACUUUGAGGGCGAAUACUUCCUGUACAACACCGACAUCGACGACUCCGGGUAUCAUUACUGGAUGAAUCCCGAUGAUGGUCAUGGUUACCUGAGGGGCAGAUACAACGACGAUGGUGUUUUCGAUGGCGAGUAUGUCCGGUAUGCCGAUCAUUGCGCGACAUGCAGCCUCGACUACGUGUAUGGUAGUGGCCCUGAACCUCCCGCUGGCUUCCCGUAUAGAGGUCCCGAUAAUGGCCACGAUUACGUCAAUAGCUCGGAUGAUGAUAAUGAUUCCGAUAAUGGCGAUGACUUCGAUGAUGGCAAUGGCUCAGAUAAUGGUGGCAAUGGUUCCGGUGAUGACAAUGGCGACGAUUAUGUCCAUGUCAACCAGUAUGACAACCAUUCAGAUGAUGGCUACGAUCUCAACGGUGACUACCAAUCAGACGGCGACCAAGAAGCCAACGAUGCCGAUGACGAUGCCGAUGAUGAAGGCGACGACGACGAUGAGCCCAAUGACAAUGAAGAGGCUUCGUCCAGCAAUGGAAACAAUCCUGCGGGUGUGCGUAUCCAGCCAGGUGGAGACGGAGAGGAAACAACACCUGAGGUCGAUUGGGGCGGAAAUGUGGUCCGCGGUUCCGACUCAUUGGAAGAAGUUCCAAGGAAUUUGUCGGAGCUUGAAUAG